AUGGAGCUGUAUAGAGUGGGGGAGGCCUUCCUCCGCUCACCGCAGCCAUUGCUGCCCUUCCUCGCGCCAGCGGCAUACCAGCGAGCAACCGGGAGCACCAGAGUCGCCAAUGCAGUCUCACGGCAUUGCAGGUCACGACCCAUGCAGAGUCAAGCAUCACAGCCCUUCAGCACAUCCCUCCGGCGCAAUGAUCCCGCCCCAGCAGCAGCCGCCCGGGAGCCUCAAGUCAACCACAAUGGGCCAUCACGGGAUUCAUCCGACGACACCAUCUCUCGCCUCCUCGACUCCACCCUCGACUUCACCAAGGGCACCCCCGCCGCCCCUACUUCCCGCACGUCCCGCUUUAAAUCCUCCUCCGCCCAAGCCGAGCACAAAAUGGACUCCUACCGGCCAAGCUCCUCAAACAGCAGCCUCGAUGACCUGCUGGCCGCAAUAGGCAACCAACCUCCUUCACGAAACCGCCAAUCUACACCCUCAUCCCGUGGGAGCACGCAGAGUACAUACAUGUCCGACGAAGUGACACGCAUGCUCGACCCAAGCAAGAACAACGCCUUCCUCUCCCCAAAAUCUUCAUCGCGUGUAGGAGGCCCACCCCAAUCCAUCACCGCCCCCCCAGCGGACCGCACCCUACCCUUCAAACUCGGCCCGAGCGUCGGCCGGACCGUCACUGUAGACAACAAUAGAGGGAUGGACGUGGGUCGCGCGUUCAGGACGCUAGAGGUACAGUGUGCGCGCAACAGCGUGCGGAAGGACUUUAUGCGGCAGCGGUUUCAUGAGAGAGGAGGGUUGAAGCGGAAGAGGCUGAAGAGUGAGCGGUGGAGGCGACGGUUCAAGGAGAACUUCAGAGGGAUUGUGGCGAUGGUUGGGAGGAUGAGGAAGCAGGGGUGGUAG
This is a messenger RNA of Baudoinia panamericana UAMH 10762, 891 nucleotides long. RefSeq lists its product as uncharacterized. The record is from RefSeq and is a predicted model, not a curated record. Gene Ontology annotation, cellular component: ribosome; mitochondrial small ribosomal subunit. The transcript has a single exon. Gene Ontology annotation, biological process: mitochondrial translational initiation; translation. Bases 1 to 891 code for a protein of 296 amino acids. NCBI's taxonomy places the organism in Eukaryota, Fungi, Ascomycota, Dothideomycetes, Mycosphaerellales, Teratosphaeriaceae. Gene Ontology annotation, molecular function: structural constituent of ribosome.